Molecule: messenger RNA, 409 nt
Organism: Nanorana parkeri
Lineage: Eukaryota; Metazoa; Chordata; Amphibia; Anura; Dicroglossidae
Gene: PIN4
Product: peptidylprolyl cis/trans isomerase, NIMA-interacting 4
Exons: 4
Coding region: 1-387 (128 amino acids)
Biological process (GO): rRNA processing
Molecular function (GO): DNA binding; peptidyl-prolyl cis-trans isomerase activity
Source: RefSeq, a predicted model, not a curated record
AUGCCUCCGAAGGGGAAAGGAGGGAAGGGAGCCAAAGGCGGAGCUGCUGCUGCUGGAAGUGACGCCGCAGACAAGAAGGCUCAGACGCCAAAAGGUGGAAAUGCUGUCAAGGUGAGACACGUCCUGUGUGAAAAGCAUGGAAAAGUCAUGGAGGCCAUGGAGAAGCUGAAAUCCGGAGUGAGGUUUAGUGAAGUGGCGACUCAGUACAGUGAGGAUAAGGCCAGGCAAGGGGUAGGUGACGGCUUCAGGGUAGGCUCGAUGGUGGGACCUUUCCAGGAGGCGGCGUUUGCUCUCCAGGUCAGCACCAUGGACAAACCAGUGUACACCGAUCCUCCCGUAAAAACGAAAUUUGGAUAUCACAUCAUCAUGGUGGAAGGGAGGAAGUGAGAGCUCAUUUUAUCAGUAAUCU